AUGGACAAAGCAAAAGUGCCAUACACUUCUCUUUUGAAAGGGGAUUUCAAAUAUGUAGUAUGCGGAAUUCCAGAACACGCAUCAUUACGGGAUCCAUCGACUAUGGGAGAAGCAGCAUUGGAUUUAUUUAUUGAAAAAUCAAAUGAGAUUACGUUUGUGGAAAGGGAGAUAGUGGAAGGAAAUAAUGUUCUUCAUGCAGUAAAUGUUGAGGAAUGUGACAAAGAGCAAGACAAUGGCGGCCACAUCCAAGAAGUUGUUGAAGUUAGUGGUGAGAAUGAUAAUAAUAGUCAUGGCGAACUUGUUAACAACGUUUCCGACGAAUAUGAUGUUGGCCAUGGACAAAGAACUGAUAAUGUUAAUAAUGGUUGUGAAAAUGGUGAUGUUCCCGGUGAUAGAGAAGAUGUUGUAAAUAAUGGUGGCGAUGAUGAUGGUAAUUCUGGGAAUGUAUUUUGUGGACGAGACGGAACAGUUAAUGAAGGUGACGGAAACCUUGUAACAGAAAACGCCGUGCCUAAAAAAGUUGAUAAAGAGCACAGGAAGGGAAGAAGUAACAACAAAAGAAAAAGAAAAGAAGCAAAGUCCAGUGACAGAGAAAGUGUGUCUUGUGCAAAGAAAAGAGCUAGUCAUUUGACAUCCUAUGACAAAUGUAAAGCCUUUCUUUGUCAAGAACCAUCUUCCAAAGAUAAUGGAAUGGUGGAUUGGGUGUUGUGUGAUGUUUGUCAACAAUGGUACCAUUGGGAUUGCGUUGGCAUUACGACGAAGCCGAAAGGAAAAUUUGAUUGCGGAUGCAAUGUAUCUUACUUUACUCAUGGAUCUGCGAAAACAUUUGACAUAAAUAUAAAGGGAAAUCGCUCAUUCAGAGGAUUAAAGGCACAUUUAACAAAAAUCGUCAACGGUGCGAUAACCAGUAAACGCCACAGGUUAUUUAAGCAAAUGAUCCGUGGGCGAAAUCAAGCUCAGACUGAACUCACCGAUCUCUACAUGACGUGUCCUUUAACUCGAACUCAAGCAAACGAUCUGUUGAAUGUAGUCAAAGAAAUAGUCACAGAUAUUUUUCGAUCCUUUGAUGAAACAAAUUCAAUGAACAUCAACUACGUGUAUAACGUUUUAUUCCAUGAGGCCUGCAUAUAUUGUAUACGAAAAACUGAGCGUUGUCUCCGAAAUAACGCUGAAAAAAUUUAUAAUUGUGCGAGUGGAGUUCAAGACGGUGCAGACUCUGAAAGUGACUAA
Messenger RNA from Xenia sp. Carnegie-2017, 1230 nucleotides. RefSeq lists its product as uncharacterized. Bases 1 to 1230 code for a protein of 409 amino acids. NCBI's taxonomy places the organism in Eukaryota, Metazoa, Cnidaria, Anthozoa, Malacalcyonacea, Xeniidae. The record is from RefSeq and is a predicted model, not a curated record. The transcript is spliced from 5 exons.